This is a messenger RNA of Phacochoerus africanus (Common warthog), 1515 nucleotides long. RefSeq names its product F-box protein 16 (gene FBXO16). The record is from RefSeq and is a predicted model, not a curated record. Lineage: Eukaryota; Metazoa; Chordata; Mammalia; Artiodactyla; Suidae. The transcript is spliced from 8 exons. Gene Ontology annotation, molecular function: protein binding. Bases 368 to 1384 code for a protein of 338 amino acids.
CUUGAAUGAAGUCUUUUAAUGCUGUUUUUUCAGGAUUGGCUGCAUCUUGGUCCUAGCAUUAGGUUGGAAGAUUGCAGCCCCUCCCGUCCUCUUGGCACUCACACUUUUUCUUUUUUUAUCCCUGUGCCCAGUUUUGGAGCCAGCCCUGCAGGAUCUCCUGGCCAAUCAAGAGACUACACAUUGUUGCCUAAGAGACCCCGGAUGCCAACGAAAAGAUUUAUAGAUGGUGAUUGGACUGCUGAAAGGGGUGGGGGCUAGACGGAGUCAAAGAAACAGCAGCUAUGGCAACACCAGCGCUAGAGGCUUGAAGAGAAAGACAAGCUAAAAGAGGUGUAGUUUUUCUUAUGGAAGAAUAUCCAGUUAUUUCAUGAUGGCAUUUGCACCUCCAAAAAACAUAGAUGGUCCCAAAAUGCAGACAAAGAUGAGUACCUGGACACCCUUAAACCAUCAGCUCUUGAAUGACCAGAUAUUUGAAGAAAGAAGAGCUCUGCUUGGAAAAUGGUUUGACAAAUGGACAGACUCUCAAAGGAGAAGAAUCCUGACAGGCCUGUUAGAACGCUGUUCUCUUUCACAGCAAAAGUUCUGCUGUCGAAAGCUUCAGGAAAAAAUUCCAGCAGAAGCUCUGGAUUUUACUACCAAGCUUCCAAGAGUAUUAUCUUUAUAUAUCUUCUCUUUCCUGGACCCUCGAAGCCUUUGUCGUUGUGCACAGGUGAGCUGGCAUUGGAAGAACUUAACAGAACUGGAUCAGCUCUGGAUGCUCAAAUGUUUACGGUUUAACUGGUACAUCAAUUUCUCUCCAACUCCCUUUGAGCAGGGUAUAUGGAAGAAGCACUACAUUCAAAUGGUGAAAGAACUCCACGUUACCAAGCCCAAGACACCUCCAAAAGAUGGGUUUGUGAUCGCCAAUGUUCAACUAGUUAUAAGCAGUUCUCCAGAGGAAAAGCCAUUUCCUUCCUCAGCUUUCCGGUCCUCUGCCUGUUUAAGAAAGAAGAACCACCCAGGGGAGAAAGAACUCCCACCCUGGCGAUCCUCUGACAAGCAUCCGACUGACAUCAUUCGCUUCAAUUACCUGGACAACUGUGACCCCAUUGAGCACAGCUGGCAAGGAAGAAGGAAAAGAUCUGAAAAAAACCCAGACUUCAACCGACAGUCACAUGACAAGAAAAAUAAAUUGCAGGACAGAGCUAAACUGAGAAAAGCACAGUCAUUGAUAUCCCUAAGAGCAGGACCCAGCUCCUCGAUACAUAUUCCAGCUCAUCUUGCCUGGCCUCCUCAUCAGGUAGGGGGGCUUCCAGCCCCCGAAGCAGCAACAAAAACGCUCAUGCAGCAUAUCCAGAGACACUCUGGCUUCAGUCAUUACCCCAGGCCUUCCAGCCAAAGCUGAUUUCAGAAUGUGAAGGACAAGAUGGUCCACAUGAAGAGUUGGAUGUUCCUUGGCUCCUCUGUCAGAAACAAUUUAGGUACCUUAUUAUGAAAGCGCAUCCUACAGAAUUUCAGGAAAAGGUAUUCAUGGCA